Cajanus cajan (pigeon pea) is the source of this 3211-nucleotide messenger RNA. RefSeq lists its product as uncharacterized. The record is from RefSeq and is a predicted model, not a curated record. Lineage: Eukaryota; Viridiplantae; Streptophyta; Magnoliopsida; Fabales; Fabaceae. Gene Ontology annotation, molecular function: GTPase activator activity; small GTPase binding. Gene Ontology annotation, biological process: regulation of GTPase activity.
UUUUCCACGCGUCCUCCAACCCUAAUUUCUCGCUACUUCUUCGAUCCGUUUUGGAACGUUUCUUCGUAGCAGUUACUUACUGUUCAUGCCAGCUGAGAAACAGCGUUUUGUCGACUCGGUUUUAUCCCGGUCAUAAAUUCGGAACACGAUUGCUGAAAUUUCCUUAGUCACUACUAGUUCGUUUUAGGAUCAGUGUAAUGUAAUGUAAUGUAAUGUAAUGUAAUGAGCGUAGUUGGAUGUUGAGUCUGAAAUGUGGUGGUAGCGUUAGCACUUUUGGUUUGGUUUUCAGAGCGAAAGCUAUGGGCUGUAGAACUGUACCUGUUCUUAAAGUAUGUUGUUGUCCUUAUUGAGUAAGCGCUCAUUGGAGGUUGAUUCCAGGGAUUCUUAUGGAUUUGCAUUAAGGCCUCAAUACGCUCAAAGAUACAAGGAGUAUUCUUACAUCUACAGGGAGGAGGAAGAUGAGAGAUCAGAUAAAUGGAGUGACUUCCUUGAACAAUUAGGCGAAUCAUCUCAACCAACUUUUGAGAAUGAACAUGAAGUAACAUUGAAUGCUGAACCCGGAAGUAACAAGGUAAAAGAAGAGAGAAAUCCACAUAGGCUAAGUAAUGGGGAUGAUUCAAGUAGGAGGAAUUUUUCUGAUUUAGAAGAAGAGACUAAUGUUGUCAGGGUUAGUGAAGUAUUAGAGAAAGGUGACUCGAGUGACAGGACGACAUCUGGAGGUACUGAGAUAAAAGAGGGUACUAGUCCAGAGAGGGUUAGUGAGGGGGAUGAUUCAAGUGGCAGGAAUUUUACUUCUGAUAGUACAACAGGAAAUAACUCUGGAAAGGAUCUGCACCAUUCAGAAGACAGAAAGACUCGUAAGGUUCAACACUGGGCUGAAAUUAGGCCAUCUCUUACAGCCAUUGAAGAAACAUUGAGUUCUCGUGUAAAAAAGAGGAAAACAAUGCAAGGUGCACAAAUAAAUGGUAAUAACGAUCAUCUUCCAUCUAUAGAAGAAUCUGAACCUGUAGAUGAUGGUAUCAGUGGCUCAAGGGCAGAAAAUGCUUUUGUAGAUCAAGACUUGCCUGAACAUUUCUCGCGAUGGAAAGAACUGGAAUCCCUUGUUCAAGGAGGUGUCCCAAAGGAUCUUAGAGGAGAGGUCUGGCAAGCCUUUGUAGGUGUGAAGACACGGCGGGUGGAAAGUUAUUACGAGGAUCUGUUAGCUCGUGAUGAAAGUGAAGAACAAGAUGUCCCAUCUGCUGCUUUUGGGAAAUGGAAAAAGCAGAUUGAGAAGGACUUACCACGAACUUUCCCAGGUCACCCUGCUUUGGAUGAAAAUGGCAGAAAUUCCUUGAGGCGUUUACUCCUAGCAUAUGCCCGGUAUAACCCCACUGUUGGGUACUGUCAGGCAAUGAAUUUCUUUGCUGGUUUAUUGCUACUUCUUAUGCCAGAAGAAAAUGCCUUUUGGGCAUUUGUUGGCAUUAUUGAUGAUUAUUUUGAAGGCUAUUAUACUGAGGAUAUGAUAGAAUCCCAAGUGGACCAGCUUAUUUUUGAGGAAUUGGUGCGUGAAAGAUUUCCUAAACUGGGUUUGUAUUUAUUAUCUUUGCUCUUGAGUAAUCUUCUUGUAAUUGUCUUUAUGAAUCAGUUUGGAUAUUUUUUUUAUUCUACUGAUGCUUUUGGUGCAGUUAAUCAUCUGGAUUACUUGGGAGUGCAGGUGGCAUGGAUAUCUGGACCAUGGUUUCUAUCAAUCUUUGUAAACAUAAUUCCUUGGGAAAGCGUUCUUCGAGUUUGGGAUGUGCUACUUUUUCAAGGGAACCGUGUUAUGCUAUUUCGAACAGCACUCACACUAAUGGAAUUAUAUGGUCCUGCAUUAAUUACAACAAAAGAUGCAGGUGAUGCAAUUACACUGUUGCAAUCACUUACUGGCUCAACAUUUGAUAGCAGCCAGCUUGUCUUUACUGCUUGUAUGGGUUAUCUAAAUGUGACUGAGGCCAGAUUAAGGGAACUGAGAGAAAAACACCUGCCAUCUGUAUUAGGUGUCAUUGAAGAAAGAUCAAAGAAGGGACGAGUAUGGAAGGACUCCAAAGGGCUUGCAACUAAACUGUACAGUUUCAAGCAUGACAGAGGAUCACUGGUAGAGGAAAGAAAAGGCACUGAAGGAAGUGAUACAGUAGCUGAUGGGAAUGUGCAGUUGGAGUCCCAUUCCUCUAAUUUCGAUGAACUGCUCAAUAGCCUCAAUGUUGAUUCAGAAUUGGAUGCCCUACCAGAUCUCCAGGAUCAGGUGGUUUGGUUGAAGGUUGAGUUAUGCAGAUUGCUGGAGGAGAAAAGAUCUGCCAUACUCAGAGCAGAGGAGCUAGAAACAGCUUUUAUGGAGAUGGUGAAGGAAGAUAAUCGUCUUGAAUUGAGUGCAAGGGUUGAGCAAUUGGAGAAGGAGGUAGCUGAGUUACAACACAUCAUUGCUGAUAAGAAAGAACAAGAAGCUGCCAUGAUGCAGGUCCUAAUGCGACUAGAGCAGGACCAAAAAGUUACUGAAGAAGCUCGCAGAAGAGCAGAGCAAGAUCUUGCCGCUCAGAAAUUUGAAGUUCAUGCGCUUCAGGAAAAGUAUGAGAAGGCCAUGCAAUCAGUUGCUGAGAUGCAGAAGCGGGUUGUUAUGGCAGAAAGUAUGUUGGAGGCUACCCUUCAAUAUGAAUCUGGUCAAUCCAAAGCACUUUCUUCUCCUAGGGCUGGUCGUGGACAAAGCCCAAGGUCAGACAACUCCCGGAAAAUUGGUCUGCUAAGUUUUGGACUUGGCUGGCGUGACAAAAACAAGGGCAAACCGAAUGCUGAGGAAUCUAGCCAAAGUGUGCAUAACAAUGGCUCUCCAGGAAACGAAUCAGAUAAUCAAGAAUCAGAUAGAUAGAACAUGCAGAGCUGUGCCACUGGAACCCUACCCGGUGCUCUCUUGUCUAUUUAGAAAUUCUUUACUGUUUCUGAUUAUCACUGCCCAAUUUUUGAUGUUAAUUGUGUCGUAAAGUUAGGGGAGGAAUCCAAUGUAAGGAAUGUUUUAUAUAUUGAUAGGUCAAUUAGCUGUAGAAGGCACAUUCUGUCUGACACUAACACUCGCUGGCAACAUUUCUACGUUUGAAGUUAGGCACUUCUGUCUUUGGCACUAACACUAACAAUCUUGCAAAAACUGUGUUGAUCUGAUUUGUUAAUAAAUUGAGGCUGCAUUACCAUGGAUUAAUGCAUGCGA